UAGUCAACAAACGUCAAAAAACACUACCUUUAAUAGGAACUACAUUUAAAUAGGCGUGAAUCUUCCAUGAAUAUGGUACAUUUCACUGUCCCACCUCAGAGUUCUUGACAUUCUUAAACGUAUCCAACAAUUAAAAUUAUACAACGUCAUAGUUUUGACAUAAUCUGUUAAAUUGAUCAACAUAACUAUUGUUCAUAACUAUUAACUAAUAUUAAUUUCUAAAAACGUAAUGUUUAGCUAUUUCCCACAUUUUGCACGCAAUCCUGUUAUCACAUUAUUUUCCCACAUUACAAAUUGUGACACCCAAGAAGUACCAUCAUUUGGACCCUUUGGUAGGAAGACCAAACUUUCUCAAUUUUCACAUAAAUUGUAGGGCUGAUUGCAUUCAUCAAGCUCAACCACUCAUCCCUGUUGCCAAAGUGAUUGAAAAAAAAAAAAAAAAGAUCAAAAUAUUUUUCUUUAAUUCAUGGGAAAGAAUAGUUUAUCAGUUACUAUAAACCAACAUUUGGUCCCAAACUAGCUGGCUCUCACUGAGUGCUAAUUUAAUUUACACUAAAUCUGUCAUAUUAAGUCGUAUUAUCUUUAUUUAAUUUCUUUUUAGUUUGAUCAAUUUUGUUAAUUUAAUUAGUAAACUAGUUUCAGACCCUAUUUUAAACCCUAUUUGUGGAAAGUCCCAGUUACAAUUCAAGGGCAAGGUGUAUGUUUUAGGGAAGGUAGUUUAAAAUUUAAAGAGGUAAUACAAGUAUGUCAUGGUGACAAGGGGACAACUUACAGUAGUAUUUGAUGGACACUCUAUUGUGCAUCAUGGAAUAGUCUAUAAGAAUUUGGAAAACCUAGUGAGCUGCAUCGCAGUCUACAGGCAGCUGCCUUCUAAGGAAGCAUCUUAAAGGAAUAUUCCAGGUUCAGUACAAGUUAAGCUCAAUCGGCCACAUUUGUGGCAUAAUGUUGAUUAACACAAAAAAUAAUGUAAACUAUAUUAUAAUGUAACUAUGCUACAAAUGCUUGUACUGAACCUGGAACAUUCCUAUAAAGGGGUCAUGACAUGCCUUUUUUAUUAUUUUAAUAUGUUUCUUGAGGUUCACUAAUAAUUUUAGUAAAGUUCAUUGCACAAAAAACCGUCAUGACUGUGGGGCAGUGGGCCCUGAUGUGUUGUUAUGGAGGCAGUCAGAUGCAAAUGUCUACCACAUUGUGACAUCACAAUGUGCAGGAAGUAGAGAAUGAGUCCUUUUGGCAACUUGGUUUCAACAAAUGCCCUUUUUGCUGUGAAGAGGAAGUUUUGAGUUCUGAAACUUACAGUAUGUUUUUAUAGUACAAUGACCUCUUAUAUGUUAAAAGAUCAAGGAAAAUUUGAUUCCUCAUGUCAUGACCCCUUUAACUGAAAUAUAUAGCAACUCACUGGGCUUUCAAACAGAGUCACUGAGACAUCAUAAGAUAGUCAAUGGUGAUAAGAUGGCAUUUGAAAAGGGUUAUAAGAAACUAAUGACAGUAUUCUUAUUUUCUAUGUUUUUCUGUUGUUUCUGUACCCCUUCUCAUUUCUCCAUAUUUGAAUGAAUUCCUAUUACUGGUAUGUGUGCUCAUGGUGCCGCCAUUCCCCACUCGCAUGGCUUCAACCAAACCUUUCUCAUUCUGGAAAUACUCCAUACUCUGUCUACUCGAUCUAUUCCACUCCCUGCUUCACUGUAGGCAAGGACGGGCCAGAGGCAGCUUUACAGCCAGUAGCACACGCCCGUCCCCGCAGUGAAUUUCAUGCACCUCAGACAUGUGGCCCCUCCCCUCCUACCUGCAAACACAGCAGGACUAGAGCAGGCAGGAUACAUUCAGCACAUCCCAGCCCUGCCUCCAUCUGUGCCCCUCUUGACCCUGCCUCCUUCUCUCACCUUGACUCAGUAGAAGUGAAUGUGUUGUUAAGCGAGCGGGGCUCAUGCUCGUGUAGUGACUGCAGCAUGGAUGAGAGCUGGUUUGUCACCCCUCCCCCCUGUUUUACUGCAGAAGGAGCAACGGCGGAGACCAGCCCCUUGGAGGACCUGCUUAUCGAGCACCCCAGCAUGUCCGUUUAUGUCUCGCCCGGCCACCUCCCCGCCAUGGAGGAGAGCGCCACCAGCCUGGCUGGCACUGUCAGUAGGAUGUCUGAAUCGGCAGUGUCAGCUAUGACCAGGAGCAGCACAGCCACCCGGGUGACUCGAGGAGCAGCUGCACAGGCCGGUGCUCUGGCUAAAGUCACCCAAGUCUCCAGGGUCCAGAAGGCCAAAGCCCGCACUGAGCGUCGCCACCUGACACGCAAUCGCAUGCAGCGCCAAAACCGGGUGCUUGAACAGGUCCAACGGCGCGUGGCCCAUACCCGCAACUCCUUUCUGCACCAACCGUGCCAGCGCAACUUCUGCCACUGAGGCAUCAAAAGUUUACAUGGAGGGCAUUAGUACAUCUAGACACCCCUGGAAACCCACUUCGCCCAACAUAUACCCUUUCCCAAUUGCCCUCGUUAAUGUCCUUAUGCUUCUUUUGCUUGUACUGGUUUUAUUUCCACCAUGCUGUUCAGUUUCAUUGUAAUCAGGUUUGUCUAGCCCAUGUGUUGAGCACAAGUCAGUUUAUGUGUCUCCUCUUAUCUGGCAGCCUAUCACCAGGGGAGGAUCCAUAUUUUUGCCUAAGUCCCUUUAUGCUGCUUAAAUUAGAUCCUGAAUGUCAAACGCACACCAAAAGACGGAAGCUCAUCACCCUGCACACAUUUAAAGACUCACAGUUUCUUGUUUUCUGUCAUGAUUGUGCACACUUUCCACAACUUAUAAGACUAGCUGCAUCAAUUAAAAGAUCACUUCCCUACUGUAGUUAUGAUCAUGAUAUUUGUUCUCACAAAAACUUGUGCACAUAGCAAGUUAGCGACGCUAAAGUUCAUUCUUGAGAACUUGUCAACAAAGAACAUGGAGAAAGGGAUUGAGAUCUUUUUUGCACUGAUUUGCACAGAACGUAAAAAAGAACAAAGAGAAACUAAAUAUAUGGAUGAGACAGUGCUGAUUUAUAUUUAUUUAUUUAUUGCUUCCUGCUGCCUACUCUUUCACUCUGGCCAUUGUUACACUCUCACUUGUCCCGGAAGUGCGCACACCUGACAACUGGUUGGCCAGAUUUCAAACAAGUUUGAAAUGCAUCAUACCAUCUGAUUGUACUGUAUUGAGUAUCGCAAGAGUGCAAAUUAGUAGAGCAUCUUCAACGGACAUGUGCUGCGAGUUAGCUACGAUCUUGGGCAAUGAGCUUUAGUCUUGUAGUGUGCAUUUGGCUUAAAGCAAAAGUAGCAGUGAAUAUUGCUAAAAAAGGAGAUGCAUAGAAACUCUGUAUGCCGCUCUGCAUAUAACGUCCAUCUAAAUGUACAACACAGGACGUUGGGUUUGAGAUCUAGAUCUCAUAAAUUUUUUUGCUUUCAUUUUAGUGUCAGAACAUAAUAAUCUUAAGGUCAAUUUUUUUCUGCAAAUCGAAAGAGCAAACCAUUGAAAGCUUCGUAGAAACAUUACCUCUUUCUUUGUCUUUGGCUGGUGAGAUACACAGAUAUCCUGAGGAGAUAUCUGUGCAUCUCACCUACUAAGAUCACUUUUAUUAAAGCAACUAAUACAGGAACGGAAGGGUCGUCACUUUUGAAAAGAAGAAUGAAAAGUAGGUAGGGGAAGGUGCAAACAAGAAUUAAACAGAUUAACUCAGUUUACGAGCACAUUUGCAAAAGAGGUUUUUCAUAGUAUAUGUUGCAAUCUGAACAUUUUUAACAUUGCGGUGCUAACUAAGUUAUUGUGUGCUAUUUUAUGAGCUCUAGUGAAAUGCCAACCUUGACAGCAUUUAAAGGAUUGCACUCUUGACAUGAAGGUAUUCAGCAACCCUAUGCUGCCUUCUAAGGCACCUCAUUUUAGCUAGAUUCUAAGGGAGCAUUGCAUGUAGGCCUAUCCUUCAGUGGUUUUACGUCAUUAACAUAGCAAUAUGCUAACAGCAACGCUAUAAAAAAGCAUCAUACAAUGAUAAUUGUGGCAGGGAACAUGUUAAGAAUGUAAAUUAUGUCAUCGACAGUGGUUCACUUUUGCAAUUUAGGACGGAUAGCAUUCAAAUCAACUGUGAACCAUCCCAGAGUUCGCAUUUUGAGCGCUUCGGUACAGGAUGUUUCACUUUCUUGCGGGAGUGUUCCCUUGAGUGAUUUGUGUCUUCAAUAGAUGCCGUUUUUGCCAUAUUUCAGUGUCCGACCAGGGGGGAGCCCUUGAUCAUUUCAUCAUCAGUCUGUGGUGGUGUUUCUCCUUAAAAUGGGACAACAGGCAUCCUGUAUGGGGCGUCUAAAUUAUGGCCAAAAUAAGGGAUGUCCUGGCUAAAACGAGACAGUGGACAACCCUUCAUGAACCAUACCCCAGUCCAAAAAUUUCAAGCUGACUUAGGUGUUGUUUACUGUUUCCCAACUGUCCUGUAUUAGCUAGGAAGUUCCGUAUUCUGCCGAUUGUCCUGUAUUUGCCAGAUGGCAAAACUCUCGAGGGGGACCCCGUCCCGUAUUAAAGAGCUCAACAUUUUCAAGAAUUCCAUACUAUUUGUGUGGCGAAAAGUUGGCAAACUUACCAGAUCAACAUAACAAAACAAACUUUGAUGUCAAACGGACUCCAGUGCUUAACAAAAGCUUGUGAAAAAGAGUGUGAAAGCACUAUUAGAAGGCAGCUGCUGAUGUAGACAGCAUGCAACAAGGCAGCUCACUUGGUUUUGGAACUAUGGUCUUUUAGUUUGACAGGGAGGGUCCAUCAUGGACAUUACUGGUACUAUGCCAGUAUUAUAUUACUAAACAGACUUACUUACUGAUUUUCAGAGAUCUUCUAGGGAUGUACCCGUAGCUGAUUAGCAUUCCCUGAAAAUUGUUAUGUAAAGCUGAAAUAUCAUUGCCUGGUAACGUCUCAUUUCAAAAUGAAAGAUCAUAGGGCAGUGUGCAAUACAGGUCACAUUUGCAACAUUUAGAACUGAGGAGAGCUUGCCGUGGGUUAGAGAUUUUAGUGGUUUAUAGAAAGUGAGGGACAGUAUAGAUUGUGACUCUAUAUUUACUUUAUGGAGGAUUCUUGAUGUGUGAAUUUUACUAAACAUGUCAUGGUCAUAUUACACCCCAAAAUCUGAAGAACAAAAUGAGAAAAUAUAUAUUGCUUAAAGGAAAUGUAGCUUAUUUUUAGGACCAUUAAGAUUUUUUUAUUGUUAUAAUAUUUUCAUGAUAAAUAAGGCACACACCCGCAAAUUCUGAUUACUGUCAAAAAUAAUGAUAUUGAUUACUGUAAAAAAAUAAAAAAAUAGAAAAAAUAAAAUAUAUAUAUAUAUAAUUUAAGUAUAUCAUAGAAUUUCAAUAUACUAUUUAAAAUUAUUAUUUAAAUAUAUAUUAUUUACAUCAUGGUAGUAUUUGUCACUGGUUUAAGUAAUAAAUAAAAAAUAAUAUAAAUAAAUUUGAUAAAUAAUUUAAUUUAAAAAAAUUAUAAUUGUGUUAUAGUACUUUUGUCUAAUAAAAAGGGGGAAUGCUUAUUUAUUGUAUUAAAAAAAAUCCAAAAAAUAUGCUUCAUUUUCUUCAUGCACAAUAUACAUUUUUUAUUUUAUUUUGGGGUGACCUAGACAUGUUUUCAUGUGAUUCACCCUGAAGCUCCACAAAGCAUUUGCCGUUCAUUUCUAUUGACAAAGAUGUUUCUAUCUUUCUAAGGUUCUGUGUUCAGCAGAUAAAGUUGUCCUUCACAAAAUGCUUGUGUAUGAAUCACUGUGACUGCACAGAUAAAGAAAGGCAAACAUUACAAACGUCCUUUUAGAGUCUAUUUAGAGUCAGUUAUCUGCAUUUCAUCAUACCAUCUCCAUAACAUCGAUAAUAAGAUUGUGCUCUACGUUUAUUGAACAUAUUAUAGUCUGAUGUUAAAUGUCUCACUUGAGAUAAACCCAGCACACAUACGCUCACAAUAACACAUCCUAAAAUGUGCUCUCCCUCAAUAGUCUGCAAACACUCGGCACAUUUACAGGAAACUCAUCCACCACAUUGUGAUCUAUCUUAUAUGUGUAUUCAGUCAUGAAUAAACUUACAAUGGUGCUGAAAGUAUAUAAAUAUUUGACUGUUUGUACAUUUUUGAGACUUUGAGAAGUGUGCACUCUUAUGUUUUAUGGAGAAUCAUGGUAUUUAGCAUAUGCUGUUUUUGUUUGCGAUGGUGAAUGAGAUGCCAACAUGCAUGAGUUGGGGAAAAAUAACUACCUUAAAAGGUACACAAUUAGUUGCAUUCAAAUGUAUAUAAAUGCAAUGCUUUUUGAACUUUGCAGUUCAGUGUCUGUGUUAUGUUUGUUUUGAAGAAUCACCUUCCUGUUAACAUGGUUACGUUUUUAUCGUUUGGUGCUCCAAAUACUUGAGUACACGUUCUUCGACUGGGUAUUUAACAAUACGAACCAACAUAUGCCAUGUUGUCAGUUCCACUGUCUGUUAGACAGUUUUCCUACUGUUUAAUCAUUUCAACAGUUCUUAUUGUAGUCUUUCCUAUCACCUGCCAAAAUCUGUACAACUAUUAUUGUAGUAGAUUAUCUAAAGCUAUCUAUUAACAAAAAAUGUAACUAUAAUGUAAAUGUAAAUAUGCUUUUAUUUCUUUGUUUCAUUUUAAAAUGGACUGUUUGUGCAUCAUCUUUACUCUACAGAGAGUGCAGUACGAAUGUCAGUGGUGUAUCUAGGAAAAUCCAAUGCCCUGUAGCCUUACAAGGGUCCUUAACAUCGUCCACUUAAAGGUCUUCUUCUAUUCACAUUCUAUAUUAACAUCUACUUGUUACUGGACGAGGCAAUAUUGCAAAAUGCACAUAAAACCAAUUAUCUCUUCGAAGAGAUCCACUGCUGUUGUUCAGCAUGACAGCUAGGCAGCGUAUAAUCUGUGUUGUUGUUGUUUUGUCUGUGUGUGUGGGGGGGUGUUGAAGUAUGAUUAAUUAAUUUGUGGGAUUAGAAUGAUGUCUGCAAACAAGUAUGUAUUUAUGUGACUUGAGGGUGGGGAGGAGGUUGAUUUAAAACAUGAAAUUAUAAAAAUGAUAACAAAAAGAAAAAUGCUUGUAUUUUCCCUUAUAGGCCUAUUGUUAUUAGAUUCACCUUAGUAACGAAGUACAAAUAGAGUAUUAAAAACUGAUUGGUGUAUAUGAUAUCUAUGGUGAUUGUGCCUUUCACUAUUCUGCAUGGCUUUCAUGAUGUGCCGUCUGUUUCAUCCAUGUGACAUUGGCAUCUGAGGCCUAUGCAAAAUACCAUGAUGGGUUUCCAGCAUCCGUUCAGAAAUGCAGGUACCAGAAAACAACAAUAAACACUCAGGAUGCAACUGCA
Myxocyprinus asiaticus (Chinese sucker) is the source of this 7303-nucleotide messenger RNA. It is a transcript of the gene tp53inp2b, whose product is annotated as tumor protein p53-inducible nuclear protein 2. Bases 1548 to 2387 code for a protein of 279 amino acids. The transcript has 2 exons. The record is from RefSeq and is a predicted model, not a curated record. Gene Ontology annotation, biological process: positive regulation of DNA-templated transcription; autophagosome assembly. Gene Ontology annotation, cellular component: autophagosome; nucleus. NCBI's taxonomy places the organism in Eukaryota, Metazoa, Chordata, Actinopteri, Cypriniformes, Catostomidae.